CACUGACAUUAAAAAGAGUCACAAAACAUCUAAAGCUUUACACUUUAAACACUUUCUCUAACACUCCACACACACUCCACACACACUCCACACACACUCUCUAUACACUCUAUACAGACUCUACACAGGACAUCAGCAGAUCUUUCAGCAAAGACAUGGAGUUCAAACUGAUUGUGGCGCUUGUGUUGGUCUGUGUUCUGGGUCACAUGACCAGAGUCAACACUCUGACUGUGACAGCUCUUCAAUCCAGCAUCACUCAGAGUGGCUGUGGAAGCUUGAAGACGUGUAUGUCGAGUCCCACAAACUGCAACCCUGUAGGAAACUCCAGCUGCUUUUUCAGCUCAAUUCUACUAAACAACCAAAGUGCCAUCUUUGAGCUCAGUGGGACGACAUCAGGAUACGUGGCGCUGGGAAUCAAAGGAUGGACCCAAACCCAGGACACCACUACCAUGUUCGUCUGCGGAAACAAUAACGGCAGUUUCUUUUUCAAUACCAUGACUCAAAAUGGCACAGCGAUCACAACUGCCAAUGUGUCUACUGUAUACAGUGUUCAGGGAUCUGUGACACAAAACCAGAGCCUCAUUCAGUGUUCCUUCAACACCUCCGCCAUUCUGAACAUCAGCACAACCAGCAACAUCAUUAUCAUCAACAUCGCCACCUCUAACUUCACCAUCAUGAAUGGAAGCACAAAGGGAAUAAUUCUGGGAAACGCAGCUGCAAUAUUUUCCCCCAUUACACCAGUGUGGCCGACCACCAGCCCUGUGACCACCACCUCCAUCUCCGGGAGCAGCACAAACAGCACCAUGAACAACACCAACAUCUCCGGGAGCAGCACAAACAGCACCAUGAACAACACCAACAUCUCCGGGAGCAGCACAAACAGCACCAUGAACAACACCAACAUCUCCGGGAGCAACACAAACAGCACCAUGAACACCACCAACAUCUCUGGGAGCAACACAAACAGCACCAUGAACACCACCAUCAUCUCCGGGAGCAACACAAACAGCACCAUGAACACCACCAACAUCUCCGGGAGCAACACAAACAGCACCAUGAACACCACCAACAUCUCCGGGAGCAGCACAAACACCCCCUCACUGAAUUUCUCCCGUACCGGCUGUGGCAGCUUUAAGCUGUGCCUCCUCAACCAGCCUUCGUGCACCCCUACAGCAUCUGGCUGCUUUUUCGCUUCAGCUAGAAUGGUCAAUCAGACGUUCCUGUUUGAGCUCAGUGGCAGUACGUCUGGGUACGUCGCCCUGGGACUCACCAAACAGGGUUCCACUUAUGUGUUCGUCUGCGGCAACAACACCAGCAACAACAGUUUUUUCUUCCAGACGGCCACUCGGAACGGCACGAUGCUCACUGCUGCCAAUGUGGCUACUGUGUACAGUUAUCGGGGUCUGCUAGCGAACGGUUCUGUUCAGUGCGUCUUCAACACCAGCACCAUCUUAGGCAUCAGCACCAAAUCUAAUGACACCUCGUACAACGCCACCAUCCUCAGCGGCUCCACUUACGGAACAAGUCUGGGAAAUUCAACCACACAGUUCAGCACCAAUACAGCAAUAGAUCUGUCAGAUCCCACCGCCCUGACCAUCUCCACCACCCAGAGUCCCACAACCACAUCUGGAAGCAGCAGCAGCUCUGCAAUCAGUAUCUGGACUCAUGUGUGUGCCAUGCUGCUGAGUGUCAUGAGUCUUCACUUCACCACUUCAUACAGUCCAUGAAGUAGGAAAUAAUUGUGUGUGUGUGUGUGUGUGUGUGUGUGUGUGUGUGUGUGUGUGUGUGUGUGUGUGUGUGUGUGUGUAUAUAUAUGAAGUCAGCAGUAGUUGGCUAAAUGGGACCAUGAAGUGAAGAUGAAUAUCCAGUAUACAGCUCUGUGUUUUGUAAAUCGUCUGCAAAAAAAAGAGUUUUAUCUGAAAUGUUACAUAUUUUAAAAUAAUAUAUAAAUAUACAUAUUAACAUAAAUAUAUAUAUAUAAACUGUAAAUAUGAUGAAAUGAACGACACUCCAAUAGUCUUCUGCUGAUCGUUAAUCAGAGAGCAGAUCAGAAUAUGAUUCAGGAUGUAAUUUCUAUGAGAUAUAUAUAUAUAUAUGGGAGAUAUAUAAAUAUAUAUAUAUAUAUAUGCAGUAAUUGUUUUGUUUAAUGACUUGUGCUCAUUCAUUUUUUAUUCCUGAAAUAUUUGCACUCUGUUUUAUAUUUUUUAAACAGAAUGUAAAACAAUGACACUUUUCUAACCGCGCUCAAUUCUUUCCUGCUACACUUCAGAUCUGGUCUGAGGUGAUGAUUAAAGUCUGUCUUGUUUAUUGGCAAAAGAAAA
Silurus meridionalis is the source of this 2321-nucleotide messenger RNA. RefSeq names its product putative ferric-chelate reductase 1. NCBI's taxonomy places the organism in Eukaryota, Metazoa, Chordata, Actinopteri, Siluriformes, Siluridae. Bases 156 to 1727 code for a protein of 523 amino acids. The record is from RefSeq and is a predicted model, not a curated record. Gene Ontology annotation, biological process: regulation of glutamate receptor signaling pathway. The transcript has 11 exons.